Molecule: messenger RNA, 2376 nt
Organism: Chlorocebus sabaeus (green monkey)
Lineage: Eukaryota; Metazoa; Chordata; Mammalia; Primates; Cercopithecidae
Gene: SLC61A1
Product: major facilitator superfamily domain containing 5
Biological process (GO): molybdate ion transport
Cellular component (GO): membrane
Molecular function (GO): molybdate ion transmembrane transporter activity
Source: RefSeq, a predicted model, not a curated record
GGUGGUAACCAAUAUAGAUGGAGUAGGAGGGAGAGUAGCAGGGGAUGAAGUCAGAGGAGUGGCAGAAGGUCAGAGGACAGAGGGUCUUGUAGACCAUUAUAAAGAUUUCGGCUUUUACCCUUAGUGAGAUGGGAAGUCAUUGGAGGCUCUUGAGGAGAUAAUACGGAAGCUGUAGAGAGGUUAAAUAGCUUUUCCAAGGUAAAACAGCUUGAGUGGCAGAAGGUAGGGAGUUAAGCGCCAAGGCUGAAGUUCUUAACCCUAUGCUGCAUUUGGGCAUUGCUCUCCUGUGACUUCAAAGAAACUGGGACACUGGGAAGUUAUGCGGCUUGCCUAAGGCCACACAGCUGGUAAGUGACAGGGGCAGGAUUGCGCCUUAGUCUGUCUGCAGCCCGACUCCAAGUUCUUUACACCACACCGCCUCCCUCAGGUGUCUGGACCAUACUGGCUUCUCUUGCAUGGAGGUCACUGAAGUGGGAGAGGAGGCAAACCGAGGAGACCGUCUCGGCUUCGGGCGGCGGUGCUGUUCCUUAGGAAGCUCCAGCCCUUGGCUCUACCAGACUGCGGGCAUCUUUCCCGAGCAAGGCACGGAAGAAAAGAAAAUUGGCCUUUAUUUCGGGGUGGCCCAGCAGGCAUCCAAGAGCCAGAGGAGCAGGUGUCACGGGAGAGCGGCGAGCAAGGCCAGGCCAGGAGGAGCAACCGCAGCUGCCCACGGUCGCCCCUUCCUGACCCACCCCAGGUGUCCGGAGUUCCGCGCCCGGGUAGGGGAAGGAGGGCGGACGGGGCGGGGUCGUCGGGGGCCCACCAUGCUGGUGACUGCCUACCUUGCUUUUGUAGGCCUCCUGGCCUCCUGCCUGGGGCUGGAACUGUCAAGAUGCCGGGCUAAGCCCCCUGGAAGGGCCUGCAGCAAUCCCUCCUUCCUUCGGUUUCAACUGGACUUCUAUCAAGUCUACUUCCUGGCCCUGGCAGCUGACUGGCUCCAGGCCCCCUACCUCUAUAAACUCUACCAGCAUUACUACUUCCUGGAAGGUCAAAUUGCCAUCCUCUAUGUCUGUGGCCUUGCCUCUACAGUCCUUUUUGGCCUGGUGGCCUCCUCCCUUGUGGAUUGGCUGGGUCGCAAGAAUUCUUGUGUGCUCUUCUCUCUCACGUACUCACUAUGCUGCUUAACCAAACUCUCUCAGGACUACUUUGUGCUGCUAGUGGGCCGAGCACUUGGUGGGCUGUCUACAGCCCUGCUCUUCUCAGCCUUCGAGGCCUGGUACAUCCAUGAGCACGUGGAACGGCAUGACUUCCCUGCGGAGUGGAUCCCAGCUACCUUUGCUCGAGCUGCCUUCUGGAACCAUGUGCUGGCUGUAGUGGCAGGUGUGACAGCUGAGGCUGUAGCAAGCUGGAUAGGGCUGGGGCCUGUAGCGCCCUUUGUGGCUGCCAUCCCUCUCCUGGCUCUGGCAGGGGCCUUGGCCCUUCGAAACUGGGGGGAGAACUAUGACCGGCAGCGUGCCUUCUCAAGGACCUGUGCUGGAGGCCUGCGCUGCCUCCUUUCAGACCGCCGUGUGCUGCUGUUGGGCACCAUACAAGCUCUAUUUGAGAGUGUCAUCUUCAUCUUUGUCUUCCUCUGGACACCUGUGCUGGACCCACAUGGCGCCCCUCUGGGCAUUGUCUUCUCCAGCUUCAUGGCAGCCAGCCUGCUUGGCUCUUCCCUGUACCGUAUUGCCACCUCCAAGAGGUACCACCUUCAGCCCAUGCACCUGCUCUCCCUUGCUGUGCUCAUCGUCGUCUUCUCUCUCUUCAUGUUGACUUUCUCUACCAGUCCAGGCCAGGAGAGUCCAGCGGAGUCCUUCAUAGCCUUUCUACUUAUUGAGUUGGCUUGUGGACUAUACUUUCCCAGCAUGAGCUUCCUACGGAGAAAGGUGAUCCCUGAGACAGAGCAGGCUGGUGUACUCAACUGGUUCCGGGUACCUCUGCACUUACUGGCUUGUCUAGGGCUCCUUGUCCUCCAUGACAGUGAUCGAAAAACAGGUACUCGGAACAUGUUCAGCAUUUGCUCUGCUGUCAUGGUGAUGGCUCUGCUGGCGGUGGUGGGACUCUUCACCGUGGUAAGGCAUGAUGCUGAGCUGCGGGUACCCUCACCUACUGAGGAGCCCUAUGCCCCUGAGCUGUAACCCCAUGCCAGGACAGGAUAGCUGGGACAGACUCUUGAAUUCCAGCUAUCCAGGAUUGUACAGAUCUCUCUGUGACUGACUUUGUGACUCUGUCCUGUGGUUUCUCCUGCCACUGCUUUGUGUUUGGGAGGACAUGAUGGGGGUGAUGGACUGGAAAGAAGGUGCCAAAAGUUCCCUCUGUGUUACUCCCAUUUAGAAAAUAAACACUUUUAAAUGAUCA